Hemibagrus wyckioides is the source of this 2284-nucleotide messenger RNA. RefSeq lists its product as uncharacterized. The transcript has 4 exons. Bases 221 to 940 code for a protein of 239 amino acids. NCBI's taxonomy places the organism in Eukaryota, Metazoa, Chordata, Actinopteri, Siluriformes, Bagridae. The record is from RefSeq and is a predicted model, not a curated record.
ACACACUCUCCUUCUCUUUGACUUUCUUUCAGUGUCUCUCAGAGCUCUAGGUGCUGCUCCUGCUUCCUCUCUCUCUAUUUCUGUCUCUUUCUCUUGCUCUCUCUCUGUCUCUCUAUUCAUCUCCACUGUGUGUGAGAUAACAUCUGCCUCUGAGAGAUUCCAGGAGAUUUCAGGAGUUACAAGAGAUUCAGUGAGUUUCAUUCAGAAAUCUGAAGACAUCAUGAAGUUUGAACUGCUGCUGCUGUUUGCCCUGGCUGGGUCUUUUUGUACCAUCACACAUGCAAGUACUCUUGUGGUACCGACAGCAGAGGAGCUGGAGAAAAUAAGGGAUUCUGUGCCCACUAAAGCAACAGACAGAAUAAGUGAGGGGGUAGAUGCUGUAGAUGCAGCUGUCACUGAAGCAUCACCAGCAGAACCUGAAACAGUGGCUACUGAAGUUGCUGUGAAGGAAACAGAGGCACCUUCAGUUAGUGAAGUUCCUGAGAUAGGAACAGAGGCACCAGUUAAUACUGAAGAGCCUGUAACAGAAACAGAGGCAUUAUCAGUUAAUAAUGAAGCUCCAGAAGAGCAUACAGAAGCGCCUUCAACAGCUCAUACUGAAUCUCCUGAGGUAAUGCCAGAAACAACAGUAGGACCUGUGGAAACAACAGCAGAAAACACUGUGGCAGAGGAGACAGUAGCAACAGAAGGUACACCUAACAUUGAACCUGAGACAACAGAUCAUGCUGAAACUUCAGAAACAGAGCUGAUAGGCACCAAAUUCAAAGAAGGUGCUGACCAUAUGUUCAAACCAGAGACAGAAGACGUGAAUGUGGAGGACUCAGAGGGUAUGAGUACUGGUCAAGUGGUGGGCAUUGUGUUUGGUGCACUGGUCGCUGUGGUCGUCAUCAUUGCAGUGAUCGUCGUGGUGGUCAGGAGGAUGGGACAAUACUCCCCAUGAAAAGGAAGGCAGCAGGACAGGAAGAAAAGAAGAAGAAGAAGAAGAAGUUCUGGAAAUUCUGAACUACUGAACUGAUGUAAUUUCCUGUCAUUAAAUAAGCAAGCUAGGAGCACUCUAACCAUCAAGGACUAUUAAGGCAGCUUCCUGCCUACCCCGAGCUCUACAGCCAUUGAUAUGGACACUCUACCCUUCCCCCAUCGUCAUCCACCAUACUCCACCUGCCCCACCCAAAUUACCCAUAACUCCCUCCACUGCCAAAGAUUAAGACAUGAAGUAAAGAGUGUGUCAAAUAUAGGGUUAACACAUCUGGGUUGUUAGGAGGACCUAUUGAACAAACCCAUUUACAAUCAACAAAUACCAAAAAAAAAAUUUCUUUUAAAACAAUGGCGAGGGAUGAGGUAAAGUAUGGAAAUGAGAAACAGUACAUAAGGUGUAAAUAACACAAAAAGAUUGAUCAUAACACAUCAGCCUUAACCUUCUUUCUCUCUUUUUUUAUUGCAUUCUAUGUAUCAGAAGCAUUCGUACACACACCCGAACAGUCCUUGAAUCUGUAUACACAUUUAGUUCCUUGUAGCAUGACAACAAUCGACAUCCUGCAGUUGUAUGAUGCAUAAAAGACAACAUAUAACCAGAUUAUAAAUGAACUGUAACCUGUUGUAAGCUGUCCCAAGCAGAUCCUGUCAGGACGAAUCAGUCCUUUAUGCUAUUCUUUCAUAUUUUAGUAUAACCAGUUAAUGCUGGCAUAUAAAACUUUGAAACAGCAUUAACAGGAGGACUAGCAACUCUUUCAGUUCAUUAAUGUGAAUUUGAAUUGACGUGGUUGUUCUUAACAGCAUCCCUUCUUUUCUUUUUUUUUUAUAGCAGUAAUCACAUCAUAUUUACUUUGCUUCACAGUAUAACGCCAGUGUGAAUGCUGCUCAAAGUUUUGCUACCAGAGUAUUUUUUGGAAAUUUUGUUCAAUCUGGAAAACAUUUAGGAACCUUAGAGACACUCGGUCUCAUCAGCCUUUUACAUCAUGUGGUCUGGCUACCAGACUUGUGUGUUAACCUCAGGUUCACUGGACUAGAAGUGACUCUUUUUUUUUUGCUGUGUAAUUAAGGGGUGUGUGAUUUGCUGUGCUUGCUUUUAAUAUGUGCACUGACUGACAAACAAUGUUCAAUGUAAAAGGGUUUGAGACACUGCAACAAUUUGCAACGAUGCCUUUUUUUUUAAUGCUUAGUCUAUACGCCAGGUCCUCACUUUACUGUCUGCCGUCUACGUCAUUUUAUUUAAAUUGCAGUGUUUUUUUUUUUUUUUUUGCCUUUUCGGAUGUUCAUAAUGUUUCAAUAAAAAAGUGAAAACUGA